Paramuricea clavata is the source of this 642-nucleotide messenger RNA. The record is from the annotation of a GenBank genome assembly. NCBI's taxonomy places the organism in Eukaryota, Metazoa, Cnidaria, Anthozoa, Malacalcyonacea, Plexauridae.
AUGCCAAAAGAAUCAAAUCAACCUAAAUCAGACUCUAGAGCGUUACGGCGCCUAGAUCCGUACAAUGGAAGUCCUCGAGAGCGUGAAGAAAAUCCGGAACGAAGUUCGCGCCAUUCGAGUGGCGAAAAAGCAAGGUCGCGUCCUUCGCAAUCUCCCAGUCGUUCCGAGACUCGCAGUCGCUCACGUUCGCCAUCUGAACCGCCACAAUGGGCGAGAGAGUUGUUAAAGAAUCAGGAGGAAUAUAGAAAAGAACUGAAACGUCUACAAAGCGAAAUCGAGCGUGAUCGAGCGUCUAUGUCGACGCGGGAUUGGCGAGUAUCGCAACAUGUCUUCAAAUAUGUGGGGAACAAAAAACAAUACGAGCUAAAUAACAGCAUUGCUGACAAGAUUCAAGUAGCCCUAACGACUACCGACGAACAGCAACGAACGGCUGCGUUGAACGAAGGUAAGCGCUUGCUAAAUGAAAGAAACAAACAUAUUUUGUUAGCAGAGAAAUUUGGUUGGGACACAGUCGAAUGCUACGCGGCGGAGCCUCUUGCCGCUGAUGCAGACGAUGCAGAGCGUAUUAGAAAGGCUGUGAAGGAAAGCAAGCGUAUCAGAGACGAAAAGAAAAAAGGAAUUAGGACCUUGCACUACAUCUAA